UGGUCUACAACUAUUUAAAGAAUUAUCACAACAUAACCAGGUGAAAGCCAUAUCAGUAGUCGGACCAAUUGAUAGUGCAUUAGCUACAGCAUUAAGAGAAGGACACCUAUUCGAGUCAUUAGCAUUCGAAAAAUUAGUUGCUAUUGUAUUACCCACUAUUCCUCCACAUAAACCUCCAUAUGCACCAGUCCUACUGGAUCCGGUAGUAAUGCAAAAAGUCGAUCGGCUCAUAUUAGCGCACUGA
This is a messenger RNA of Racocetra fulgida, 244 nucleotides long. NCBI's taxonomy places the organism in Eukaryota, Fungi, Glomeromycota, Glomeromycetes, Diversisporales, Gigasporaceae. The record is from the annotation of a GenBank genome assembly.